Messenger RNA from Chanos chanos (milkfish), 2877 nucleotides. It is a transcript of the gene shmt2, whose product is annotated as serine hydroxymethyltransferase 2 (mitochondrial). The transcript has 12 exons. The record is from RefSeq and is a predicted model, not a curated record. NCBI's taxonomy places the organism in Eukaryota, Metazoa, Chordata, Actinopteri, Gonorynchiformes, Chanidae. Gene Ontology annotation, cellular component: cytoplasm; mitochondrion. Gene Ontology annotation, molecular function: pyridoxal phosphate binding; glycine hydroxymethyltransferase activity. Gene Ontology annotation, biological process: tetrahydrofolate interconversion. Bases 78 to 1589 code for a protein of 503 amino acids.
AACGAACUCAUUUCAAGACACAAAACCAGCGUGGCACCGCAUUUGUGUACUUCAACCGGCGUGCUUCACUUAAAACCAUGCUGACGUUGACAUUAAGGCAACUUGCGAGGCCUCUGUUCCGCUCUGCUCCAGCGGCAAUGGGCAUGGGCGUGAGGGGACAGCACUCUCAAGUCGCUGCCAAGGCAACCAGCUACGAGCGUCCCUGGACCGGACAAGAGAGUCUGGCCGCUGAUGACCCGGAAAUGUGGGAACUGCUGCAAAAGGAGAAAGACAGGCAGUGCCGUGGUCUGGAACUCAUCGCCUCUGAGAAUUUCUGCAGCAGAGCUGCCCUUGAGGCCCAGGGUUCCUGUCUCAACAAUAAGUACUCGGAGGGAUAUCCAGGAAAAAGGUACUACGGAGGUGCAGAGGUGGUGGACCAGAUUGAGUUGCUGUGCCAGAGAAGAGCUUUGGAAGUGUUUGAUCUGGACCCUGCCCGCUGGGGUGUCAACGUCCAGCCGUAUUCUGGGUCUCCGGCCAACUUUGCCGCCUAUACGGCUGUACUGAACCCGCAUGACCGUAUCAUGGGCCUGGACCUGCCAGAUGGAGGCCAUCUGACUCACGGUUAUAUGUCCGACGUGAAGCGCAUCUCUGCCACCUCUAUUUACUUUGAGUCCAUGCCCUACAAACUUGACCCCAAGACAGGACUCAUAGACUACGACCAGAUGGAGGUCACAGCACGACUCUUCCGUCCCAGGAUGAUCAUCGCAGGCACAAGUGCCUACGCCCGCCUUAUUGACUAUGCUCGCAUCAAGAAGCUGUGCACAGAAGUGAAUGCAUACAUGCUGGCGGAUAUGGCUCAUAUUAGUGGACUUGUUGCGGGCAAAGCUAUUCCCUCUCCCUUUGAGUAUGCUGACCUUGUCACCUCCACUACUCACAAAUCUCUCAGAGGAGCCAGGGCUGGGCUGAUAUUCUACCGCAAAGGUGUGCGCUGUGUGGACAAGAAGGGUCGUGAGAUUAUGUAUGAUCUGGAGGAUAAAGUCAAUUUCUCCGUCUUCCCUUCGCUGCAGGGUGGACCCCAUAACCAUGCCAUAGCUGGAGUUGCGGUGGCAUUGAGACAGGCAUCCACUCCCAUGUUCAGGGAAUACAUUGCUCAAGUCCUGAAAAAUGCAAAGGCUAUGGCCAACACUCUCCUACGGAAAGGUUACACCCUGGUCUCAGGAGGGACUGACAACCACCUGGUGCUGGUGGACCUGAGACCAAAAGGCAUGGACGGAGCCCGCGCAGAAAGAGUCCUGGAGUUGGUGUCAAUCACUGCCAACAAGAACACCUGCCCAGGGGAUAGGAGUGCACUCACACCUGGAGGCCUGAGACUGGGUGCUCCUGCUCUCACCUCCAGGCAGUUUAAAGAGUCAGACUUUGAGCAGGUUGUGGAGUUUAUUGAUGAGGGUAUCAAGAUUGCACUGGAUGUCAAGAAGAAAACUGGAAAGCUACAGGAGUACAAAAACUUCCUCCUGGAGGACCCUGAAACGGCAGCACGGAUGGCUGAUCUACGCUAUCGGGUGGAAGCGUUUGCUCGCCCCUUCCCUAUGCCUGGCUUCCAUGACCAUUAAAGCUGUUAAUUGUGAAGGCUAGAGGGAGAAGAAGAGUGUGUAUAAAGGGCAGAAGUGGGUAGUGAACAGUUUUUCAGUAGAGUGGACCUACAUUGCCACAGAGACCUUGUCCUUCUCAUUCAGUGAGAGGAAAUGUCUGGAAAACAAAUAAUUUUUUCAGAAUCAUGCAGCAAUGAAUCAGUUUCUUAGUGUCCUCCUGAGCAGAAGUGAUCAUCUUCGACCGAUAUCCCUCUUGUUUAGCUUGUACAUGUAAAUGAUGUGUGUUUACACUCAUGUUUUCAGGUACAGCCAGUGUUGCAGAAUAUUGUACAAUCAUAAAGAUCAUCACAAAGCCAAUCUGAGAGUCAACUCUCAGGAGAAAGCGUAUAUUCAUCACUACGAGUGAAAAUGAGGUGCAUCUGUCUUAUGCUGUAACAUCAAGUCUUAAGAGACCUGCAGUGUGGGGAGAUGCUGUGUCUUUCCCAUGGAGAGGGAGAUGUUAAAUGUGAUUCACACACAGUCUUACUGCCUUGCAGCACAGUGUAACUGCUUCAUAUGUGUAUUAAAUUAUCUUUUUCUUUCACCAGGGCCAAAAUGACAGACAUCACUGAUGAAUGUUGGUUGAUGUGGACAAUGAAAAAUGUCAGAGAGAGUUAAUUCCUUGCCAUUCAACUCACUCUGCAUCCCAGACAAAAAAAAACACACACACACACAUUUCACUAUAAGAUAAAUUCAUGUUGUGAGCCAGUUGAGCAAUUCUUUAGAACAAAAUGAAUAGUUCCCAUGGAUCAGUUAACUUCCCUGACAGUUGGUAUAUUUACAAAGCUCUCAUCUCAUGGUUUUGUCCCCUCCAGAACAAACCAGCUUCACACAGAAACUCAGCACUUUCCUUUUUCCUUUGUGUCAGAAAACUCCAGCUGUUUUACAAAACAAAGAAUUAUAUUCACAUCAAAAAGAAAACACUGAAUAUAGACCAUAUGACAGAUUUUAUAGCAAAGUAAAUUUUGAAGUUGUGCAUAACUUUAUAAAUGUGUAACUAAUUUUUAAACGUUUGACAUUUACAUUGGUGUUUCACAGUUUUUACUUGGACAAACUGAACAGUUUCUGAAUACAAUGCUUCAGAGCACAUGAGUUGCCAUUGACAGGAACUCUCCUCCCUCCUGUUUUCUCCUCCAGAAAUAAUGUGAAUGUUUCUUACUUUCCACUAACACUGUAUUUUUAACUAGAUCCUCGGUGCGACACUCUUCCUUCAUGAAUAAUUUUAUAAGAAAGUUUAAUUUUAAUAAAUGUGCAGUAACUGAACCUUGAA